GCGGGAUUAAUCUGGCGUGUUGUUUAUUAUUAUUAAUUUAUGUGUUUAUUGUUUUUGCAUCAAGGAGCAGUUCCCACGCCCCUAGCCCAGGACGAGUUUAGCGGGAGCUGUUGAUAUCCAGCCUCAGCUCAGCUGCUGUCGUCCGUCUCCCUUCUCCCUCCACCAAACUCUCUCCACUCUCUUCCUCCGGCUCGUCGCCACUCCCUUUCCACCGUUGUUAUUUUUCUGGAUCUUCCUCUCCUCUCCUCUCCUCUCCUCUCCUCUCUACUCUCUCCUCUACCACCUUUCGUGCCUCGCUGCCUUUUUGCCGUUCUCUUGCCCAUUGACCUCAUUUAGCUCUCCGUAUCUGUCGCUAUCACUAUCACCGCUCGCCCGCCCGGCCCCAACAAACUUCCGGGUAGCCAAUCACCAAAUCACUCCACUCUCUCUAUAUUUUACUUGCCGCUUGCUCCUACCGCGUCUCCUCCAGCUACAUUACCUUACCCCCGCUCAAUGUGAUAUUAUGUGAUGGAUCUGUGUUCUCCCAGACCGACGACGACGACGAGGCUGCCAGCUGGGCGUCUUCUCCGUGCUUGACCGCGUGCGCCCACCCGUGUAAUCAGGGGAAGAAAUGGAACAUGUGUCAACGCUCUGUGCAAUUGGCACAGUUGGAAUCGCCGCCACGGGAUUCGCCCUGGGCAGGAACGAGGCGAGCCAACCACAACCCCAACCGCGGCCCCCUUCCAAGCGACGACGUUCUAUAUUUCGACACAGCUAUUCCUCCCCGUUAGCCCGUGUACUGGAUGUGUCGUCGUCCCCGAUCGACACAGUGCCUACUCGUACAUCUCCCAGCACCCGAAGGCCAGCCACUUCCCAUGUUCUGCUUUCCAAGCAAGUCGACGAUUUCUCAGCGGGCAGACUAGAUACAGCGCAUCCCGCGAAUGAGAAACCACUAGAAGCUCCAAAGACUCGUCCUCGUCGUCGAACUUAUGUGGCUCCCCCACCUUUGUCUCUUGGACAUGGUGAUCACUCUACAGAUGAUCCUCUAAUAUCUUCGCCUACCGGAAGACCAUCUUCAUCUUGGUUACAGCGUCUCUCAAUAAUAUCCUCUUCUCAAAACGACAGUCAGCUGUCAGGUUCGCAGCCAGGCUCACCAUCUCUCAAUGGGUCCACCAGUCCCUUCUUCUCUUCUCCUUUCCGUGCGGAUCAUCCACCCCCCAAUAAAUUGGUAAAACGACCGAGGUCGCAGCGGGGCCUAAAAAAUUCCCAAUCACAGGCGACGCAAUCGGGAUCUGUCGCAGCGCCCGCUCCACUGCUACGACGGCCAGCAACUAGUCACCAGAGACUCGCAAAUAUGAGGCAACGGUCGUCAACUGACAGUCGCGUGCAAUUGGGGCCUCCCUAUUCUCCUCUUCAUUCUCCCAAUCAAACACCCGCAGAAACAUUCGACCGAGCAGAUGGAACCUGGAGACCAUACUUCCGGUCAGAAUAUCCUUCUUUCCCGGAGAUUAGACGACGUUCAUCCGCGAGACAUAGAGAUAGAGCUCGCUCCCCUCGUCGACUCGUACCCGAGCCUGGUGUCGCACCUACAUUACUUCUUGCAACUUGCAUACCGCGUGAUACCCCCAAUCAUACUUAUAGAUCUGAGGAUAAUAUACCGUGGAUGUCUAAAGUUCAACGUCCACAGACUAGAGCUUCUAUUAAUUUCGAUGACACCACCCUUGUUGAUCCCUUUACUCAGCCUAUACCAAUAAGUGAGCGGAAGCCGCGACAGUCCUUGUCUGUUAGUGAAAUAAAGACCGGAACUUCACCAGGUUCGUGGAAACUCUCAACCACGAAAAGUCUGGGUCGGCAUCGUGGGUUUUCGUUUUCCAAGGAACGCACCAUAGAAGCUAGUUCUCCCUUAGACGAGCUAGCCGUCAAACUUGAUGGGCUUAAUGUAAACUCAUCGAAGCUUCGGAAAAGAAAACCAGUCACGAACACAGAUCCGUUCAGGCGUCGAUCAUCUUCUUCACAAACAGAGUUUACUCCUCACCAACUUGACACGAUAAACUCAGAAAACAACUCCCCCAAAUCUCGCCUCCGCCGACGCCCUCAGUUUUCAGAACUUCGUGCUGAGCUCUCCCCUGAACCGAUCUGCUGUGACCUAACUUUAGACUCCAGAUCCAGGUCAUCGUCUGGGGAACAGUCAUCUAAUCCUUCUGGAAACACAUUUUCUUUCUUCUCCAGUCGCCCCAAAAGCCAAAGACUUUCUGCGGCUACAUCUGAUCCAGCUUCUACCUUGGUUGGCUCGGACAAUGACACACGAAUAUUCAGCUCUGGGGAAGAAGAUGAGACUGAUUUCCAGAGCGAUACAGUUUUUGACUCGUUUCCUACGCAUGUUGGGAUGGGCAACCCUGCAGGUCACCGCGGUCCACGUAUCGAAACGAUAUUUGACCAGCCAUCACCAUCGGAACUUGCCAACGAGAAAAUCAAGGUUCUUGAAAACCUAACUUCUGACGCAGUUUCGACACAAUUAAGCGCACUCCAUCGUGAUGAUGAUGAUGAUGAUGAUGACCUUAAUAAUCCCGAAAAUCCCACAUUAUCUAGUACUGAACCCCCAAUCUUACUUCCCACCAAAGAGUCUAUACAGAAACCCGAUUUUUCAGUGCUGGCUUCUGCCAAAAGUGCCGAUGAUUGCCCAAUUGAAUGGACUAGUCUAGAUGAUAUAGAACCUAUGGACGACGGGGACCAACAAUUGCCAUCCCAUCCUGGAUCGGACUCUAACCCUUCGCCUCUCCAAGGUUUAAUGGUGCUUCGGCCAAGGAUAGAUCGACCUCAUUCAUCGAUUACGCUUAACGAAAUAUCUGGUAGAGAAGCGCGACUUUCGCUUUUCGACUGGUCAGAGCAACAACGCAGCGAUAAAGACGUACAGAGCUCAGAGUCUCGCCCCAAAACGGUUCAUGGCAAACAAGCUCCUGACACACGCGGGGGUCGCACUGUGACGCGCCGUGGUGCCAGUGCUGUGCACCUUAGAAGCCAAAGUGUACCAAUUUCCCGUGAGCCAUCCCUCUCAAAGAAACCUCACCAAUCCAGCCCGAAAUUCGGUACGUGGGGCUUGGGGAAUAAAGGUGUGAGCGAGGACUGGGAUGGAGACUUUGAGUUCGAGGAUUCCGAUAAACCAGAUGGGUCGAAAGGCAAUGAUAUACAGUUAAACCAAAUGCCAUCCAACCAAGGCAUGAGGGUACCUAAGGCCAUCAUGGAGCGUCAAGCUAGUGUUCAUGGCCAGUUUGGGCAUGUUCAAGAAUUAACAUUAUUAGUGGAGGAACUCAAACGUCUUCACGCCCGCGCUGGUGCGCUAAAUAUUCUCGAUGGCCCGUCUGCCGAGUUGUGGAGGGAAGCUAAGGGCAUUAUUAGUCUGGCUACUCUAGAGGAUGACGAGGAAGAAGAGGGAAACUAUAUCCCCCAGCACCAACUGCCAUCACCUGCUUUUAGUGUCGAAGACUUAGAUGACGAUUUCUUUUCUAAUGGACCAACGAAUGACCAAUCUGGCCGCACGAGUAAUGAUACUCACCGAUCACCGCUCUCUGAGAAGAUAAACCCGAAUCCCAGUGUAAACCCGCCUACUCGACCGAGAACAGACUCUUCAUUGAAAGCCAAAUUCGUUCUCGACACGAUACACCAGCAGCGCGGUCUCCAAGAUCCCGGGUACCUUGGAUCCAGCACAGACCCGCCUCAAAAGCUACCGUUUGACACGCAGUCACUGCGGGACCUUGUUAUUCGAGCGGGGGUUGUUACGCGGUCUCUCAAGGAAAUUGUCCGCAAGGCUGAGGGGGUGUGCGUAGGUUCCGAAGCUGAAACCAAUUGUCACCCUCAAGACCCUCCAUUUAGCCAAAUGUUUACGCGGCCGCUCAGCGGUGCUGAGUCUAGUUGUUGUCUUCCAGAUUUGGCCCGAUCAAACCACACAAAUGGAUAUCGGAGUAUUGCCGCCGCUGCUGGCACAACGCCGAAUGAAAAUGAUGGCUGUGAACGUAUGACAAUGAUGACCGUUGUAUGAACCCCCUAAAAGAAUUCACGUCACGUCACGUUUUGUUUGUUUGAAUGAAUACGAAAGAAGUCAACGUUUUGGGAACUCCCCAAAUCCCUUACUAUGCACUGAAUGAAUAAUUUUUUGAGCCUUGUUUACUUUUACUUUUUUUUUUUUUUUAAGUUUUCUUUCUGACAAGCUUGUGUUUGGUCACUCAUUAAUUUCCUAUUUAAUAAUAUCUUUUGUUUCUUGGUCUUUCUCGUUUAGGGAUUCCUACUUUCUCGCUCCUGGUUGGAUUUCUUUCUGUACGGGUACACUGGGUUUUCAUUUUCCGUUUCUUUUCCUUCUCACGGAUUUGUCAUGGGGAUACACACUUUGCAAGUUAUGUUUUUGGCGUUCCCCCCCGAGCCCCCCCUGGUGCUUCCUGCUUUUGUUUCGUUUUCUUGUCUCCUUUUUCUCUUUCCCUCCUCGUCCCUUCUAUUCGUCAUGUUAGUUGAUUUUCUUCUCUUGAUUAUUUCUCUCUCGUCUUGUCCUAAAGCCUAACUGAAACAUAGCUUUCUUCAUGUCAGACCACGGCCCAUAAGAGCAAGGAAAUUGCAGAAGAAACACCGAAGAAAGAUGAUGACAAUUAAAACGCGGGAAAAAAGCCUUUUUCUUUUUUAAUCUUUUGAUGUAUGACGCACGGUAAUAUGAGUACGGAGGAACUUUCCUUCCGUUAUCUUCGUUUUCUCUUUUUUCGGUUUCUUUUAUCCGAUCGACUACCCUUAUGAAGGAGGUCCCGAUUGAAAUGGGGUAGACAGGUAUAUUUUGUAGGGUUUAGAUGUUCCCUUUCUUCACAUCACACAGCUUAUUUCUUCCACCCUCAAACCCAACUACAUAGUAGAGUUCCUACUUAGUAGGUUUACUACUGUUGGUGCUACUUCGAAGAUUUUCUUUUUCUUUCGUUUUCUUUCCUUUCCCCUGCGAGUGUGCGAUAAAACAUCUAUUGAGUUUUGGCUGGGUUUUUUUUUUUUUUUUUUUUUUUU
This is a messenger RNA of Blastomyces dermatitidis ER-3, 5010 nucleotides long. RefSeq lists its product as uncharacterized. Gene Ontology annotation, biological process: regulation of mitotic cytokinesis. Lineage: Eukaryota; Fungi; Ascomycota; Eurotiomycetes; Onygenales; Ajellomycetaceae. Gene Ontology annotation, molecular function: GTPase activator activity. The record is from RefSeq and is a predicted model, not a curated record. Bases 611 to 4015 code for a protein of 1134 amino acids. The transcript is spliced from 2 exons.